AUGGCGGGCAACUGUACAUCGAGGCAUACUUGUCGGAUCUGCCGCCGCAAGCAUCAUACUUUGGUUCAUGGCUCGUCGCAGCCAAUUCAAAAUGGCAACAACAUUGACACAGCAAGUGUUGACAGCCGCGAUCGACCAGCAGUCUCACAUGCGGGAUCUACAAUUGGCCACAAUCAACCGCUAGCUCGAAAAGGUCAUCGCUUGGGAUGCGAGACUCCCGCGGAAAACAACUUUACGCAUCAUACUCUGGAGAAUAUUCCGGCGGCUGGUUCUCAGACUCUGUUGCCAACUAUCCUUGCUGACGUCAUCGCCGCCUGGGGAAACACUACAACCUGCAGGCUGCUUCUGGACACUGGAUCUACAAUAACCUUGGCAUCGGAAUCAUUUGUUCAGCGAAUAGGCGUGCGUCGAACGCACGCACGGAUUUCUAUUCUCGGUCUCGCCGCCAACAGCGCGGGCGUUACCCGUGGACGCGCACAUAUCAAGCUGCAUUCUCGUCAUUCGGGCCAAACUGUCGAAUUGGUCUCGUUCAUUCUCAACUCGCUGACGUCAUCACUUCCUACCCAAGUUAUUGACACCUCAUCCUCUACGUGGAGGCAAAUCUGCGAGCUUCCUUUGGCAGACCCAACGUUCUGCACACCUGGAGCAAUCGAUGUCAUUGUUGGAUCGGAUCAACUUUGGUCUCUAUACACAGGAGAUCGGAAACACUUUGGUAACGACUUUCCUAUCGCUCUCAAUACUGUAUUUGGUUGGAUUCUUGCAAGCUCUUACUCUGCAUUCGAUGAUCAACCUACUUCUGCGGUUACUCAUCACGCGGACCUAGACACAAUGGUUUGUUCAUUCAUGGAGAUGGACAGCAUUCAGCCUAACCAGGCUCUCCUGGACGCCAGCGAUCCCACAGAGCGUCAUUUUGCUGCCACACACAAGCGCUCGACGGACGGGGUGUACGUCGUCGAGUAUCACUUCAAGGAGAAGGCACCGCCUAUUGAUUCAACCUUGCCACAGGCCAUCAAUCGCUUCUUCUCGCUGGAACGCAAAUUUCGUCGGUAUCCAGAAUUGAAGCAGCAGUACGAAGCUUUCCUGGACGACUACUUGCAACGUGGACAUAUGGAACAACUGACCUCGGCUCAGGUUGAGGAGUCCCCAGACACCUGCUUCUAUUUGCCGCACCACGCUGUCAUCAAACUGGACAGUCUGACUACAAAAUGUCGUGUAGUUUUUGAUGGAUCAGGAAAGGACAGCUCUGGAGUAUCGCUCAAUGACAGACUACAUAUUGGUCCACCGAUUCAACGCGAUCUUCUUGGCGUUUGUCUACGCUUCCGGCAGCACCAAUAUGUUUUAUGCGCAGAUGUCGAAAAGAUGUUUCGAGGCAUUAAAAUCUUUAAGCCACACACCAAUUUUCAGCGCAUUGUUUGGCGCAAGACUGAGAAUGAACCUCUGCUUCAUUUUCGCCUGCUGACGGUUACCUACGGAUUGGCACCGUCACCAUUUCUGGCUGUUCGAGUUCUAAAGCAACUUGCCGACGAUCAUGGCCAUGAAUACCCUGCAGCAGCUCACGCUCUUCUGCACGAUGCCUAUGUGGACGAUAUCCCUACAGGCGCCAACACAUUCGAGGAGCUUAUGAUUCUCAAGGACGAGCUUAUAGCCCUCUUGGAUAAGGGAAAAUUCAAGCUACGCAAAUGGAGUUCUAAUAGUUGGCGUCUUCUGAAAUCAUUACCAGAGGAAGAUAGAUGUUUUGAACCUAUCCAGCUCCUCAACAAAUCAGCUGCGGAUUCACCUGUCAAAGUUCUUGGUAUCCAAUGGAACCCUGGGAAGGACGUUCUGUAUCUCAACCUAAAGGGAUGCGAUGCGACCAUUUCUCCGACGAAAAGAGAACUCUUGUCUCAGCUAUCAAGAAUUUAUGAUCCGCUUGGACUGGUAGCGCCGGUCACAGUUCUACUCAAGCUAAUCUUCCAAGAAAGCUGGACAAGUGUCCUGCAGUGGGACGACCCCAUUCCUGAAAGUCUACGUACGCGCUGGAGAGCCUUAGUAGAGGUUUUGCCAGCACUUACGCAAUGCCAAGUACCACGGUAUAUUGCGUCACCAUUUCAAGAUGUUCAACUACACGGAUUCGCCGACGCAUCCUCGCACGCCUACGGUGCGGUAGUUUACGCUCGAGUUGCAGUUGGAUGCAGCUUUCAAGUAACUCUGGUUGCCGCCAAAACACGGGUGGCCCCGAUCAAGCCCGUAUCAAUUCCACGUUUGGAGCUAAACGCUGCGUUACUUCUAUCUCGAUUGCUUUCUAUUGUCAAAACAUCACUAACAAUUCCUCUUUUCAGCACGAGCUGCUGGACAGAUUCAGAAAUUGUGCAACACUGGCUUUCAGCUCCCCCUCGACGGUGGAACACCUACGUCUGCAACCGAACUUCUGAGAUAUUGAGCGACUUUCCCCGUAGCUGCUGGAACCAUGUUCGCACGGAAGACAAUCCUGCUGAUUGUGCUUCCCGAGGACUUCAUCCGUCAAAGCUUCUGGAGCAUCGACUGUGGUGGAAAGGUCCGUCCUGGCUGGCCACACCCACCUCUGAGUGGCCACCUUCUACAAGCAAGUUCAGCGUAUCUUCAAAUUUCGAUGUCAACACCGAAGAACGAGCCAUAAAGCCCACGACUCUACAUAACUUUCCUGAUGAAAGUAUACACGAGUUACUCAUCCACAAAUUCUCAACAUGGACGCGUCUUAUAAGGGUAUCUAGCUACUGUCAUCGCUUUAUUCACACUCUUCGAUCUCAUCAUAGGAAUUCGGCACCAUUCCUUACGUCUGAAGAGUUGCUGGACGCACAGCGCCGACUUCUUCGACAUGUGCAACAAAAAUCCUUUGCCAGAGAAUAUGCGCAGCUAGAGAAUCGACGCCAGCUUAACGCUAAAUCGCAUCUUAUCCGGUUUUCUCCGUUUCUGGAUGAUUAUGGAGUAAUGCGAGUCGGUGGGAGAAUUGAGCAAUCUACACUCAACUACAACGCCAAGCACCCGAUUCUGAUACCUAAAGAUACACCACUAGCUGGACUGCUGGUUCGACAUUUUCAUGUCUCCUAUCUGCACACUGGAGUUGAUGCAACGUUCACCAAUCUUCGUCAGCAGUACUGGAUUCUGGGAGCCCGCAAUCUCGUCAGAAAGGCAGUCUUCCAAUGCAAAUCCUGUUUUCUUCAACGAAAGGGCACAAGCAACCAGAUCAUGGGAGAGCUACCAAUUCCUCGAGUUCAAGCUAGCCGCUGCUUUCAACACACAGGGCUGGACUACGCUGGACCGAUCAAGGAAUCAAAAGGAAGAACUCCACGCAUCGGAAAGGCAUGGUUUUCUAUUUUCGUGUGCCUCACUACAAAGGCACUUCACAUCGAGGUUGUUAGUGAGCUAACUACACAGGCUUUCAUCGCAGCUUUUCAACGAUUCAUUGCCCGCCGAGCGAAGCCUACUGACCUGUAUUCGGACAACGGAACUACAUUUCAUGGAGGCAAGCGAACUUUGGAUGACAUGAGACGUCUGGCCAUUCAACAAGCCAAAGAUGAGGAACUAGCAGGAUUCUUUGCCAAUGAAGGGAUUUCUUGGCACUUUAUACCCCCGUCUGCUCCCCAUUUUGGAGGGAUGUGGGAAGCUGGAGUUCGCUCAAUUAAACUCCAUAUGAAACGGAUACUUGGAUCAAAGGCUUUAACGUUUGAGGAGCUCUCUACUGUCCUGACCCAAAUUGAAGCUAUCCUGAAUUCACGCCCGCUGUGCCCAACUGGGGAUAAUUCUUUGGAUCCACUGACGCCUGCUCAUUUUUUGACUGGAUCUCCGUAUACUGCAUUGCCUGAACCCUGUCGUCUGGAUAUGCAAGUCAAUCGAUUGGAGAGUGGAAUCAGCUGCAAGCCAUGGUUCAAGGCUUUUGGAAAAGGUGGCAUAUGGAAUACCUGA
Drosophila teissieri is the source of this 3921-nucleotide messenger RNA. RefSeq lists its product as uncharacterized. Gene Ontology annotation, molecular function: nucleic acid binding; aspartic-type endopeptidase activity. Bases 1 to 3921 code for a protein of 1306 amino acids. The transcript has a single exon. The record is from RefSeq and is a predicted model, not a curated record. Lineage: Eukaryota; Metazoa; Arthropoda; Insecta; Diptera; Drosophilidae. Gene Ontology annotation, biological process: DNA integration; proteolysis.